Pelobates fuscus (common spadefoot toad) is the source of this 3175-nucleotide messenger RNA. RefSeq names its product fructose-1,6-bisphosphatase isozyme 2. Gene Ontology annotation, molecular function: fructose 1,6-bisphosphate 1-phosphatase activity. Lineage: Eukaryota; Metazoa; Chordata; Amphibia; Anura; Pelobatidae. The coding region runs from base 103 to 1119 and encodes 338 amino acids. Gene Ontology annotation, cellular component: cytosol; cytoplasm. The record is from RefSeq and is a predicted model, not a curated record. The transcript is spliced from 7 exons. Gene Ontology annotation, biological process: fructose 6-phosphate metabolic process; sucrose biosynthetic process; fructose metabolic process.
AGUACCUUUAGAGGUCUGUGAAUACCCCCACAGCACACUAGCUCAAAGGCAAGAAGAGUGUAAAACUUUCCUCCCGAAGAGAAGGACUCCUUGGGCGGCAAAAUGUCAGACAGAAGCCCCUUUGAAACCGACAUGUUAACCCUUACCCGGUUUGUCAUGGAAAAGGGAAGGCAAGCGAAGGGUACUGGAGAACUAACCCAGCUCCUGAAUUCCAUUUUGACAGCUAUAAAAGCCAUCUCCUCUGCUGUCAGGAAAGCAGGCAUCGCUCAUAUGUAUGGUAUAUCAGGAAGUGUGAAUGUGACUGGAGAUGAGGUGAAGAAACUGGACGUAUUAUCCAAUGAUCUUGUCAUUAAUAUGCUAACAUCUUCUUAUGGAGCUUGUGCAAUGGUUUCCGAGGAGAAUAAAGAAGUUAUUAUUGUACCUAAAGAUAUGAGAGGUAAAUAUGUUGUCUGUUUUGAUCCACUUGAUGGUUCUUCCAACAUCGACUGCUUAGCAUCAAUUGGAACAAUAUUUGCUAUAUACAGGAAGACGACAGAUACAGAGCCCUGUGAACAAGAUGCAUUACAGCCAGGACACAACAUUGUAGCAGCAGGCUAUGCGCUUUAUGGAAGUGCAACACUUGUAGCGCUCUCUACUGGGCAAGGAGUGGAUUGCUUUAUGUUGGAUCCCGCUCUUGGAGAAUUCAUCUUGGUGGACAGAAAUGUGAAAAUCAAGAAGAAAGGGAAGAUUUACAGUCUUAAUGAGGGUUAUGCCAAGUACUUUGAUCCGGCUAUAACAGAAUACCUGAACAAUAAAAAGUUUCCUCCGGAUGGUAGUGCUCCAUACAGCUCAAGGUAUGUGGGCUCCAUGGUUGCUGAUGUUCAUCGAACGUUAAUCUAUGGUGGGAUUUUCAUGUAUCCAGCCAAUGAGAAGAGUCCUAAGGGAAAGCUCCGACUGCUGUAUGAAGGCAACCCCAUGGCUUUUAUUAUUGAGCAGGCUGGAGGAAUGGCAACAACUGGAACUCAGCGUGUGCUGGAUGUGCAGCCCGAAUCCAUCCAUCAAAGGAUACCACUGAUCCUUGGGUCCCCCGAUGAUGUAGAGGAAUAUUUGGCAUGUGUUAAGAAACAUCAGAAAAGCUAAUUCUACAUACAAUUUGUCUCUAUGUACGUAAUUUUACUUACUUUGUGCCAUUCUUUUACUCAUGGGAAUCUGUUGUAAACAUGUUCUAUUGUACCCCAAAAGCAAUUUGUGAACUUGUUACCAUUUAUAACAUUUAAUAACUCAAGCCCCAUCUUGACACCUUAGAUUUCAUCACUGAAGCUAUUGCCUAGAAGACAUCUGUUAUGGCCUUGCGAUGGGAGCUCAAACAGUUUGAACCACUACAUCAGCUGGAUUAGAUAGUUUUACCGCAGUGCUCCAGAACUUUCAAUGUAUGUGUAUUUAAAAAGGAGUGCAUUCUUUGUUAAAAUAUAACAUAUAAUGCAAUUUAAAAAUACAUAUUACAUAUAUUAGUUGGAUUUUGCUUUUACUGCUGCAUCCUCACAACAUGUGCAGCAAUACUACUGAAAGUUGCAACAUGGAGUCUGCUAAUAUACCAUGAAACAUCAUUCUGAUUUUGCUUAAAGUAGUUAAAGCUGUUAGUGUCCAAACCAGGUAGAAGGUAAAUUAUUUUCCACUUUUACUACAAGAGUAGUACACUGGUUCCUUUGGAACUGGCAAAAAUGGCAACCUCCUCUACCCAGAACUACUGGCUCUAUCUUACACUAUUAGUCAAUCGGAGCUCAACUAAAUAGAGUGCAGCACUGAAAUUUUCAUCUGGAGAAUGAAUCCAGAAGGGAUAUUGAGACUAUCCUUGUGACCAAGUUUGUCUAGAAAAUGGGACAGCUGUUUAUUAUUAAUAGAUGUUGCCUUACAGUAGUUUGUGAUGUUUACCUUCCAUAAUUCACUAUGGAACAAUAAAAAAAAAAAAAAAAGUCUGAUACAUGUUUGUUUUUCAUUUUACUAAUGGUAAAAAGCAUAUCCCUUUACACGAAGAACACUUCUCAACUGAACCCAUAAACCAUUGUAAACCAAUUUCCAAUAAUAAUUGGAAUAAUUAAUAUUUACUGUAUCAAAUCCUAAAUCUUCAUAGUACUUUCUCCAUGUAGCAUACAAUUGUUGUACCACCUGAAGAAAAAAAUCUGCGUAUACAUAAAUGAUGUUGUAGUACAAGCUUUACAGAUGCUAGAAUAGGGUCAAAGCUAUAUAGAGGUUGGGAGUAGAUUACCUGUAAAGGGGAUAGUCUUGGCCUUCAGGGCACAUGUGGACAUCAAAAUUUCCUUGGGGCCUGAGAAAUUAUGAUCCAGCAUUACCUGUGAUAUUUAAACUAUACAGGUGUGAUUUUACCCAGCUGAUGUGAAUGUCUGUUGGUUCAAACUAGAGCCAUUAAGCCAUUAAUUUAAAAGAAGGACGUCUGUUGUUUGCUUCAACAAGUUCCCCACAGACCGGACAAAGGUAUAUAUGCCGGGUGUAAUACCAUUAAAAUCCAAUAUAUAUGUGAAAAGAUUUUUGCUUACAAAUACCACUAAAUAACAAAAUGUGGUCACCUAACCCCCACCCCCAGUAAAACAAUCAAAAUUGGACAUUUGAAAGCUAUACUUCACAUUUUUCAAACAGGAAAACAAAAUAUAUCUGUUUUAAUGACUACUAGUCUCUAGUUUACAAUUUAUUCACCAAAAAAUGCUGAACUUCCGGCGUCUAGAUCCACUUUGUAUUAUAUGAAAAUACUGUGCUGGAGCAGUACCUGCUAAGAAGCUUCCAAACAUAUUUUUGUUCUGCAACAUUAAUAAUUAUCUAUAUUACAUUUCAACUGCUUGUCUAUUUGCCAAGUUCCUCUAGAGACAAAAAUCCCCUUGUUAUCGUUUUGUGACUUUACAUGUUCUAGAAUAGCUAUGAAAUAUAAACUGACUCAAUAAUACCUUUUAUUUAAAAUAGGACUCCGACAGAUUCCUUGCGUGUUGCGUCCUGUAAUUUUUAAUUGUUAUGAUUUGGGGAAAAAUCAAUUAACCCCAAUCCUUUAUGCUUUGUUUCUUAGUUUACGGCUUAAAAAAAAUCAGUCUGUUUGGAUACUGCUUUCUUACUAAUACUGUGUUAUGUACAAAAUAAAGUAUAUGAUGCUUUCCUGCCUACCCCAAUAAAUAUUUCUGUCAUCUGUUAA